AUGGCCGCCGCCAUAAAGAAGGUGAACAUGAUCACCCAAAUCGUACGGCUGAGGCAGGUCGUGCAGCGCUGGAAGACAAAGAGCCUCUCGCGCCGCUCCCCUUCCUCCUCCUCCUCCGAUUCCGGCGGAAGCCCUAAGUGCCGCACCCCCUCCGGCUCCCUCGCCGUCUACAUCGGACCGGAGCGCUGCCGCUUCGUCAUUCCGACUCGCUUCCUCAAUUUCCCGGUCUUCGUCGCCCUCCUCGACCAGGCGGAGGAGGAAUUCGGCUUCCAAACCGCCGGCGGCCUCGUUCUCCUCUGCGAGCCCGCUUUUUUCUCCCAAAUCCUCCGCCUCCUCGACGACGACGAGGAGCGCUUCCGCGGCCUCAGCCUCGACGAUUUCAUCAACAUUGUCGCUGAGGUCAGCUCCGACAGCUUGUCCUGCAAAGAAUCGUCGUCCUCCUACGGCUUCGCGCCGCUGCUGCACAAAACUAGGGUUUGA
Messenger RNA from Salvia splendens (bonfire salvia), 480 nucleotides. RefSeq names its product auxin-induced protein X10A. Bases 1 to 480 code for a protein of 159 amino acids. NCBI's taxonomy places the organism in Eukaryota, Viridiplantae, Streptophyta, Magnoliopsida, Lamiales, Lamiaceae. The record is from RefSeq and is a predicted model, not a curated record. Gene Ontology annotation, biological process: response to auxin. The transcript has a single exon.